GCGAGCGCUGGAUUCGCUACUUUCAUUCUGCUCAUUGAGGUUUCAACUCGCGACACAAGCGGCUGUCCGUCACUCUCUCCUGCUGAAAAUGAUCCUAAAAUUCACCUGCCUGCUGGGAUUGCUGCUCUGCGGCUGUCAAGCGGUGCUUCAGGUGUCAAUAUCACUGAAUAAAGUGGAACUGAGUGUUGGAGAGUCGAAAUUCUUCACAUGCACAGCCAUUGGUGAGCCGGUGAGCAUAAACUGGUUUAGUCCUCAAGGCGAGCGCAUCAUCUCCAACCAGAGAGUCAUCGUGCAUACGGAGGGCGUGCGCUCCAGGCUGACCAUCUACAACGCCAUCAUCGAGGAUGCUGGGAUUUACCGAUGCCAGGCUGUGGACGCCAAGGGACAAAGCCAGGAGGCCACUGUGGUGCUGGAGAUUUACCAGAAGCUGACGUUCCGCGAGGUGAAGACGCCGCAGGAGUUUCGUCAGAGCGAGGACGCUGAGGUCGUCUGUGAUGUCAUCAGUUCACCGGUGCCGGCCGUGUCCUGGUUCUACAAGAACCGAGAAAUCACGUCUGAACCCAACAGCAGACUUCAGGUGCUUCCCAGCAACAACCUGCAGAUCCUGCGAGUGAGUAAAGCUGACGAGGGAGUGUACCGCUGUGAGGCGCGUGUGGAGGCCCGAGGAGAAAUCGACUUCAGGGACAUCGUGGUGCUGGUCAACGGCAGAGCUCGGCGCUAUCAAAUCCUGACGACGGCUCAUUCUGCAGAACAAGUUCCUCCGGUUCUGUCAGUGCUGCAGCAGUCCUUCAAUGCCACCGCCGACUACCAGGAGUCAGUGACGUUCACCUGCAUCACAUCUGGCUCCCCCGACCCUCAGGUGACCUGGUACUGGAAGGGUCACGUGAUCGAGCGAUCAGAGCAGUAUGUGCUUAACACGCUGGAUGGGGGCAAAAGCACGCUGACCAUCAAAAACAUCCGGCAGGGUGACGGUGGGCCGUAUACAUGCCGUGCGAGCAACAAGGCCGGGAGCUCCGAGAGCCAGCUCUUCCUCAAAGUGUUCGUCCAGCCGCACAUCACUCAGCUGAGGAACGUGACGGCCGUGGAGGGAAGCGCUGCUAUGAUCUCCUGUACAGCGGAGGGAGAACCGCUCCCCGAGAUCUCAUGGAGGAGAGCCAGUGAUGGGAAGACGUUCACAGAUGGAGAUAAGAGUCAGGACGGCCGUGUGGAAGUGCGCGGACGCCACGGUAAAUCCAUGCUGACCAUCAGCGGCGUUCGACUCUCAGACUGGGGCCGAUUCGACUGUGAAGCUCUCAGCAGGAUCGGGGGCCAUCAGAAGAGCAUGUUCCUGGAUAUCGAGUAUGCGCCGAAGUUCCAGACCAAUCAAACCAUCUUCUACUCAUGGGAGGGAAACCCGGUGAACAUCAGCUGUGAUGUGAAGUCCAACCCUCCGGCGACCAUGCUGUGGAGACGAGAUCGCUUCACCAUCUCCAGUCAAGGAACCAGCAACAUCCGCAUUCACAGCGCAGACGGCCGAUCGCUUCUAGAGGUCACUCCGGUGUCCGACAGGGAUUUUGGACGCUACAACUGCACAGCCAGAAACAACAUCGGCGCUCGAUACCAGGAGUUUAUAUUAGCACAGGCAGACGUCCCGUCGCACCCGUACUCCGUUCGCCUCACCGCCGUCUCCCAACGUCUCGCCACCGUCUCCUUCAUGAAGCCCGACUCUCACGGCGGCGUCCCCAUCAGCUACUACAUCAUCCACUACAGGGACACGAGCGCACAGGACUGGAGGACCGUCAGAUCACACGCAGUUCAGAUGGUUCUGGCAAACCUGGAGCCCAACACGACGUAUGAGGUGCGCGUGGCGGCCGUCAACGGAAAGGGUCAGGGGGACUUCAGCCACACGGAAACCUUCCAGACGUUACCCAUCCGCGAGCCGAGUCCUCCGACGGUUCACGGUCAGAGAGGUGUUGGGAAGGCCUACAGACUCGGACUGAUCAAACAGGACGACGGCGGGAUGCCCAUCGUCGAGUACAUCGUCAAGUAUAAAACGGAUAAAGAGGAGCAGUGGAUGACAAAGCUGGUUCCCGGUGUGAAUGAUUUCGCACUGCUGCAGCCGCUGCAGUGGAACACACGCUACAACGUGGAGAUCACGGCACGUAACGUCAAGGGCCUGUCGGAGCCCACCUUCUUCCAGUUCCUCACGCCGCAGAAACCCGACAUCACAGCAGACUCCCUGUUCAGCGGCCUGGGCCUCGGCGCGGUGGUGGGGCUCGGCGUGGCGGCUCUUCUUCUGCUGCUGGUGCUGGUGGACAUCAGCUGCUUCUUCCUGCGUCAGUGUGGCCUGCUCAUGUGCAUCACGCGCAAGCUCUGCAGCAAGAAAACCUCCACCAGCGGCAAGAGCAAAGAGCUGGAGGAGGGCAAAGCAGCCUAUCUGGUUGAUGGCUCGAAGGAGCCCAUCGUGGAGGUGAGAACUGAAGAAGAGAGAAUUACUAACCAGGAGGACAGCAGUCCAGUGCACGAACCCAAUGAGACGACUCCUCUGACAGAGCCAGAGAAGCUCCCGCUGAAGGAGGAGAACGGCAAGGAGGUGCUAAAGCCGGACUUGAUCGAGAUCAAGGUCCACACAGACAACAGCAUCCACACAAAACAGGACGACAGCAAAGCGUAAUGGAGCCCGGAGACGAUCCCAGCCUGAACAAACUCAGACCAAAUGUAGAAAGCAGAAAAUAUCAUAAAAGAGAAACGAAAAGAGAAGAAAAAAAUAAAAAAGGGUGUGUAAAUAUGUUCAAAUGCAAAAAGAGACUGCGUUUUUGUGAUAAAUCUACUGUCCUUUCUAUUCACGAUGACUCCAGCGCUACUUUUCGGUUGGCGUUUGCGUCUUGAUGUUUUGGUUUGGCCAUGGAGGAUCUCAGAAAUGAAUUUCCAGACCUUUCUUCUACUUUCCAGGCAUGUCGAGUCAAUUUUUUUCUGCCCAGCGGGACAUUGUGUUGUGUCUAUAGUCGUGAUGAUUUCAGAUUCUGGGCUUCUCAUCUAAAUGUGUUAGAGACUUCAUCGGUUUUUGGCUUUUUCGAUGUUUUGGAUUUCCAGAUGGAUUGGAUUUCUUCUAUUUUUCCAGGCAUGUCCGGCGAGAACUAGGUGAUGCGUCUUAUGUAUGUCGAUUUCUGAAGCUUAAAGACCUCAUCGGUUCGUGUUUUCCAUUUUGUCGUCAUGAGUUUUAAACGCAGGGGUCACUUCGCAAAAGAAACCUGGCAAAACUUUGUAGUAAAGUGACUUUGUAGUUUGGAUUUGCUCAACUGCCAUGAUGCCAGAUGAAAUGCUCUUAUUAAUUUAUGUUGAUUAAUGUGUGCAUGUGUGAGUGUAUGUGAGAAUGAGUACGCAAAUACACGAACAAAGAUGCGAAUGUUUGACAGACGCUUUGUGAGCGCAGUGUUGCUAGAGUUUGCUUUAAUUCGUUAUUCAGGUAACUGCUGUGAACAUGAAAUCAGUUGAAUUAAUUUGCUCAGGAGGAUUAUCUUCAAACGGUUCAGCUGGAAAACUUUUAUUAAUAUUUUAUUUAGGUUUUUUAUAUAAUUUAAAUUUUAGUUUACAUUUUUCUAAUUUAUUAUGUGAUUUUCUUAUUUAUUUGUAAUUUUUAUUAGUUUUUGUCUUAUAUAUAUAUAUAUAUAUAUAUAUUAGUCAACAUUGCUCAU
Onychostoma macrolepis is the source of this 3674-nucleotide messenger RNA. RefSeq lists its product as uncharacterized. The record is from RefSeq and is a predicted model, not a curated record. Gene Ontology annotation, biological process: cell adhesion. The coding region runs from base 89 to 2653 and encodes 854 amino acids. NCBI's taxonomy places the organism in Eukaryota, Metazoa, Chordata, Actinopteri, Cypriniformes, Cyprinidae. The transcript is spliced from 19 exons. Gene Ontology annotation, cellular component: membrane; neuron projection. Gene Ontology annotation, molecular function: protein binding.